Messenger RNA from Mytilus trossulus (common blue mussel), 1124 nucleotides. RefSeq lists its product as uncharacterized. The transcript has 8 exons. NCBI's taxonomy places the organism in Eukaryota, Metazoa, Mollusca, Bivalvia, Mytilida, Mytilidae. The record is from RefSeq and is a predicted model, not a curated record. Bases 168 to 1058 code for a protein of 296 amino acids.
ACACGCACUAUGCCUAACCAUUAUGCACUAGCGACAUUUCUACAAACAAAUUGAAAUGCAUCAAUCAAUUACUGGGUGUAGUUUUGUAUAGUUGUUACAGCAUGCGAUUGGUUAAUACAGCAUAUGCCACUUAGUUGAAUAUUUGUUCAACCAUUCAAAUACUACAUAUGGAUAUCAAAGUCCCCAAAUACCGUGGCAUUCAUUGCAGGAUGGCUCAACAUUACAAGAUAUCUUUUGUUCUGUUGGUUGUUAUAUUUCUAUCAAGAAAUGCGUGCUAUGCACAGUUAACUUUGGAAGACGACACACAAGAAUUUUUCUUUAUUCAAGAUGGAGGUAUUUCUGGAGCUGGGUCAGGGACUGUCAUACUAGAUGGUGCAGAUGCGGGUAUACUUGGUGGUUCAGGGGCUGAUUUUUCAGCUCUUUCGGCUCUUUUACCACUUUUACUUCUUGCACCCUUACUACUUGCGGCGACGGCACCUACAGAAGUUCAGGCUGUGCAAACACCGGCCUCGGCAGCAGCGGCUGUGAUUGCACCUGGACAACCUCAAACGCCAGUACCACAACAAACCAUAACAGUUUUAGUCCCUCCUGCGACUACGCAAUGUGUUUCGGAAACUUGCCCACCUGGGUUCAGGCUGUUACCAAACCAAGCAAGUAGUACAAGCUGUUAUUCUGAUAGUGGUGCAACGCUUGUUGAUAGAAAAAUAUGGAAUGCAGCUCUGUUGGAUUGUGCCAAGACACGAGGUGCCUACCUGUGGAGACCAAACACUGCCCAAGAGGCCGCUGCUGUAAGAAAUCAAUUUGAUAUAGCCAAUAAUGCCUUAGUGUGGACCGGUGCAUUUGAUAUAGACCAGGAUAAUACUUUCACAUUUGCCAUAGAAAAUGGUGAAUUAAAUUUAAAUAGUGUCCCAUUUGGAACAGCUCCAUUCAUUAGUCCUAACCCAGGAACUGACUGUGUUAACAUUAAGUUCGACGGCACUCAGUGGCUUUGGACUGACGGGAUCUGUGCUAAUCCGUGGCGCUAUAUAUGCGAGUACCCACGAAGAGUUUGUCCAUAGAGAGUUUGAUGUAGUCGAAGUGGAAGUUUACUGUUAUACAUGGUGUAAUAAAAUCUUUAAAGCAGA